Messenger RNA from Dibothriocephalus latus, 399 nucleotides. NCBI's taxonomy places the organism in Eukaryota, Metazoa, Platyhelminthes, Cestoda, Diphyllobothriidea, Diphyllobothriidae. The record is from the annotation of a GenBank genome assembly.
AUGGACGCCAACCGUGUUGAUAUACAGUUUCGAAAACAUCUCGGAAACGCCAAAAAAGAUGUUGACUAUGGAGGCUUCGUCGCGUUUAUUGAAGGUGCUUUAUCAGACGCGUACAUGGAAGCAAAAAGUAUUAGUAAAGAAGACGCCGUGAAAGAGUUGAAAGACAAAAUAGCAGCCGGUAACCCUGCUGGACAUGGUGUGACGACAACUAGCAAAGACGAUGCCACUAACAGACUUACUGAUGUCAAGGGUUACACUGGUGCACACAAGGAGAGAUUUGAUAUGGAAACCGGAAAAGGCAAAGGGAUUGCUGGUCGCGAAGAUGUAGUUGAUGCAAAGGCCGCUGCAGGAUAUGUCGGUGGUUACAAAGGCCAAGGCACAUAUGAUAAAACUCAUUAA